Molecule: messenger RNA, 2052 nt
Organism: Branchiostoma belcheri (Belcher's lancelet)
Lineage: Eukaryota; Metazoa; Chordata; Leptocardii; Amphioxiformes; Branchiostomatidae
Product: cyclic AMP receptor-like protein A
Exons: 14
Coding region: 11-1060 (349 amino acids)
Biological process (GO): adenylate cyclase-activating G protein-coupled receptor signaling pathway; cell surface receptor signaling pathway
Cellular component (GO): plasma membrane
Molecular function (GO): G protein-coupled receptor activity
Source: RefSeq, a predicted model, not a curated record
AACACCCAAGAUGGCGACGUCGCCUGGUUCGGUUCUUUCUUCCUCUGUUUCUUCUGCUUUUUCCAGCCCCAAACCUGAGACAACAUGCCCCAUGUUCGACGGAGACGUGUACAAAUGUGAUGUUAUUGUUGGAAUCAGAAAGACCGUGGCCAGCUUGUCUCUUAUUGGCUGCCUGUUCAUGAUAGGUGUGAUCUGGCUCUUCAGGAAGUACAGGUCCUUUGUACAGAGACUGAUCCUGUACUUGAGUAUAGCAGCCCUGCUGGAUGAUAUUUCAUAUCUCAUGGGUGACCUCCACCCAGAUGGAACCCUGUGUAACUUCCAGGCCUUCCUCCUCACGUUCUUUGAGUGGUCAGUGUUACUCUGGGUGUGCUGUAUCACCUUCAACUUGACCCUGAACAUCAUCUGGAUGACUCGAACCGACAAGUAUGAGAUAUUCUACCAUGCGCUGUCGUGGGGGGUUCCCCUGAUCCUAGCCUGCCUCCCCUUCAUCGGGCAUCACUAUGGACCGGCCGGGGCUUGGUGUUGGAUACCAAACCAGUACACACACUGGAGGUUUGGCAUAUGGUACGGCCCGUUGUUCUGCCUUCUGGGAUUGAUGGUUGUGGUCUACACCUGUAUUACUGUUACUCUCAACAGGAAGGUGAAAAGAUGGGAGGGAACCUAUGAUCCUGAUGUGGAGAGGAACAAGGACCUGUUGAAGGAAGACAUCAAACCCCUGAGAGCCUAUCCCUUCAUCUACCUGGCCCUGUCUAUCUUUCCUCUCGUGCACAGAAUCCAGAAUGCCGUCUCCCCUGACAACACAGUGUUUGCUCUGGUUGUUCUUCAUGCCCUGACAUCCCCGCUGCAAGGGAUGGUGAAUGCGAUUGUUUACGGACUGGACAGGGAAACUAUUGUACGCCUCACUCCAACGUCCAUCAAGCUUGCGAUCCAAAGUCACUUCAACCAGCCGACCCUCAUCAGUGAGUACCCAUCAGCCCCUGUGAAUUCCCAGGAUGCAUCAGCUGACCUUUCACCUGUGGUUGACCCUGAGGUUGACCUCCAGGACCAGGAGGAGAGCUGACAGUUACUCACAGCCACCGAGUAAAGAACUACCAUCAAAAACAAAUAAAAAAUCUGGACUUUUUUUACAUUAUAUCUCUCAAAAAUUAAACUAGACUUUGGACUGGAUCCUAAGAGUAAAGACAUUAAGAAGACAUUGUUGGGAAGUUUCAAAAAUAAAAUUCUUGACUGAAAUUGUGUUCCAAAUCCUGGAGGUUGAAUCUCAAGUAAAGAGGUUGAAUCUCCUUGUUCAAAUCAGGUGAUUUUUGCAAUUGGCAAACACAAGAUAGGUGCAAGUUGACAAAUAAAGUAAACAAGUAAAAAAAUUAUGAGAUUUGCAAAUACAAACCAAUUGAACUUUUUAAAGGAGAUGUCAAAAUAAAUAUUCCGUAUUUUGGUAAAAUUGUAGUUGUUGAUUCCGUGAUGGUUUGAUGAUGGUAGUCCUUUAAUUGGUGACUGUGAAGAAUUGUGAGCUGCAAAAUUGCAAACACAAUGCAAAUAUCAAAAUUACAGCAAGUAGAAAAUGUAUAAUAAUAUAUCUUUUAAUGAUAAUGCAGUGGUGAUUUUCAGUAUUGUAAAUACUAAAGUACCAGAGGGUGGAAGAAUUUGUUAAUGGUGUGUUUUUGUACAUUAGUUCGUGUUUUGGCGUUUGAUUAUUCUUUUACAUCCAUACAUGCUGUAAUUUAGGCCAAAUUACUUUCUUUAUUUUCUGAGGGUUUGAGGUAAAAAUUAGAGUCUUAUAAAAACAGAAGGCGAAGAAAAUUUGAACGUGAAUCUUUAUUGACCCCCAAACUGGGUCCAGCUUGGAGAUUUCAGUCAUACUGAAACAUCUAAAACUAAAAAAAAAACUUGAAAUGAAAGUUGUAUUCCUUUAUGUCUUAUAUUGUAAUUGUGUAAAAUGCAUCCAUUUCUUCAUGUAUAUCUUGAUAAUUGACAAAUCUGUAUUCAUGUCUGUUUACAUAUAUUAUAUAUACUGUCAUAUAUUCAUAUAUUAUACUCAACUUAUCUUUACAA